AUGGGGUUUAAUUUUUCUUAUAUAUGCGACCUCCUUUCGAGCCUGGAUGCGAACCGCAUUAUAAAGGCUACGACUACAGGUAGAAGCAAGGACCCCGAUGUCACUACAGUUACAGCUUGGUUUCGUCUUCACGAGCAGAGAAUACAUGGCGGUGAUACCGACUAUUUGGCCCUACUCUCUUGUCUUUUUCCAGAAUUACGGCCAGAUCGCGUUUAUGGCUUCAAGGAACCGUCCCUAGUUAAAAUUAUAGGGCGUUGUUUGUUGCUUGGAACCUCUCGAUGGCAGGAGCUUGAAUGCUGGAAGGCUCCGGGGCGCGGAGAUCUUGGUGAAUGUGUUGAAAGGGUGAUGGGUGACGCUGAGAAUGAAUUAUUUCCUUGUCUGCCUGUUACUGUGGAGGAAAUAGAUGCUGCAUUGAAUAAAAUUGCUGCCAAAUGCCGCUUCUCUGCUCCGGAUGUGCGCCGCCAACGUACCGCCGUUCAGGUGGAUGAGGCUUUAAACCCAAUUUUCCGCCGAUUGAAUAGCCGUGAUGCAAAAUGGUUUACAAGGCUACUUCUUAGGGAAUAUACUCCGGUCGUUAUCCCGCAGCGAUUAGCCCUGCGGAAAUUUCACUUCAUGCUUCCGGCCUUUCUUUCAGUACAAAGCACUCUAAAGGGAGCUUUGGAGGCAAUGGAUCGUGGUCCAGUCAAGAAGUUUCCAUCCUGUCCUGAUGCUGAAUACGCUCGGACACUUAUGGAGCUUUCAAUUCCUCACCUUGCCCCCCAAAUUGGGAUAAAAGUUGGGAGACCGGAAUAUUAUAAGGCAAGGAAUCUCAGGCAUUGCUGCAGGAUGGCGGAUAAACGACUGAUGAGCAUUGAAAGGAAAUAUGACGGAGAGUAUUGCCAGAUACAUAUUGAUCUGGAAAAUGGGCCGCAGUAUAUCCGUAUUUUCUCCAAGAGUGGCAAAGACUCAACGGUGGAUAGAAAAGGUAUUCACGAGGCUAUUAGAGACUCGCUAAGAAUCCGCAGGCCUGGCUGCCGGUUCUCCAAACGAUGCAUAUUAGAAGGUGAACUGUUAGUAUGGAGCGACAUUAAGCAUGACAUUCUUCCGUUUCAUCACUUACGGAAACAUAUUAUGAGGGCAGGAGCUUUUAUUGGCACCGAAAAUGAUUCUCCACCAGAUCCUCGGGAACAUUUAUAUAUCGUAUUCUUUGACUUAUUACUUUUGGACGAUAUUGUCGCAUUAUCAAAGCCUUACCGAGAAAGAAGAGCGCUCCUCACUGAGGUGGUAAAUCCAAUACAUGGGCUUACUGGUAUUACCUCGCAAUUUAACGUAGAUUUCUCUAUGUCCGAUGCAUAUGAACAGUUGAAAGAGAACUUUGCCCUAGUCUCAGCCCAGAAAUGGGAAGGGCUUGUUUUAAAGGGGGCGGAUGAACCAUACUUUCGAACCUUCUCUCAAGAUACUCGUGAAUUUUCUUGUUGCUGGAUGAAGUUCAAGAAGGAGUCUAUUCCCGGCCUAGGAGACACUGCCGAUUUUGCCCUGAUAGGUGGAAGAUACGAUUCUCGGGAUGCUGUUUCUCUUGACCAUAUCAAAGGGCUAUCUUGGACUUCUUUCUUUAUUGGUUGCCUAGAUGAUGAUUUCGGAUCUCUUUCGCCAAAACCAGUCUUCCGUGUUGUUGAUAUCCUGGACAAACAAAACAUCAGCACCAAUUUAAUGCAAACUCUCAACCAAUUAGGGCAAUUCCAAGCGUGUGAUGCUGAUUCCGACGAUGUUCCAUUUUCUUUGCGAGUUGACCAAGUUCGAUUGCCGGAAAUCCAAACCACGUUCAGGGUUCCAUUUAUCGUAGAAAUGACUGGUUUUGGCUUUGAUAAACCCCAAGGUGCUCGAUAUUAUUCCCUUCGGUUUCCAAGAGUAGUGAAAAUCCACUUUGAUAGGGAAUAUGAGGCUGCCACCUCAUUCAGAGACUUACAAGAACUCGCACGCGUUGCUAACUCCGUUCCUGUGGAAGAACUGUCGCAGGAGGUUGCAGGGUUAGCUGAGAAACUCGACCCGAUUGAAAAGAAACCCCAAUAUAUUAUUGAUUAUUCCGAGAAUUCGGCUACCACUGUGACAACAUCAAGUGCUGCCACCUCAUCACAACAUUUCCCGGCUGUAAAUGAUCCAUUUGAUCUUUGUGGACCAAACCAAAUGGCUGCGACACAAUCGACUUAUCAUGCCUCUGGACAGAAGCACAUUUCUAUUUUCCCAGAUGCAACAGAAACCCCUGAUAUUUUAUCCAAUGAAAAAGGAUCAUCUAAUCGACACUUAGCCAUUAUAGCUAACCUAGCGGAGAAUAGACAAGCAGCAUCUCCUGUAAAUGAGUGUUCUUACGGUGAUACGGAUGUUGUCAAUAAAACGUCCUCUCCACAAAACAAGGAGCCCAAUGUUAGCUCCUUAUCAGACCGACUUUUGCCAGACCCAACCUUCCAACGAUCCCACUCCUUCCAGUCAUAUAAUUCCCAUAGCAGUGAAAAACCUUCACAGGAGCUCUUAUUAAAUAGAUCUGCCUCAGAUAUAUCUAGCCGCAGCUGCGGACCAAAUUCCAUGAAGGACUCUCCGCUUGUGAAAUUUCCCGUUUUUCUGGGGUCGUCGCUAUCUGAUACAACUAUGAGCCUACUGCGCCGUUAUAUACCGUCCUGCAGAUCGUCAAUUGCACCCUCUUCAAUUUCUCGUUGGCUGACUUCACUGGUACUUACGCAAGAUACCCCAUGCGCAUCAUCCCUCUAUGGUAUUGUGCUUGUGGACUCAAACAGCCGUCACUCAUUUAAAGUUGCAGCCGAACUGAGACAGAUUAGCACAGCUCUUGCCUCAUUACGGCAACACAAGAGGCUACCAGAUGUAGGCAGUAUUAUAUUUAUGCACUGGAAGGUUGUUAGACGAGAGUUUGCUGCAUCAAAAGCAGGUGAAGGAUUGGCUGAGCGGUGGCAGAGAUUUGGUAAGGAUGUCGUCGAUGUAUGCAUUAAAUGGGGACCUGAAGUGGCCCCUGAAUCUAGGAAUCAGCCAGACCAAAGGGUGCCUGUUGGUCCCUUAGAGUUGCAAGAUGAGAGGCCGCCUUAUAAUAUACGUUGUGGUAGAGACUGGACAGAGAUACUCCCUUUACUGCAAACGCAGCAUGUAUCAAGAGUUAUCGGGCAAAGGUCUUAG
Microsporum canis CBS 113480 is the source of this 3159-nucleotide messenger RNA. Its product is annotated as ATP-dependent DNA ligase domain-containing protein. The record is from RefSeq and is a predicted model, not a curated record. Gene Ontology annotation, molecular function: DNA binding; DNA ligase (ATP) activity; ATP binding. Gene Ontology annotation, cellular component: DNA ligase IV complex. The coding region runs from base 1 to 3159 and encodes 1052 amino acids. NCBI's taxonomy places the organism in Eukaryota, Fungi, Ascomycota, Eurotiomycetes, Onygenales, Arthrodermataceae. The transcript has 2 exons. Gene Ontology annotation, biological process: double-strand break repair via nonhomologous end joining; DNA recombination; nucleotide-excision repair, DNA gap filling.